UGAGCAUUGCCACAUGUGCUGCUACGUGGGAACUGCACGACAUUCUCAGGACUGAUACUCUACACAUGGCAAUCACAGAUAGCCCUUGUGCAAGAUUACCUCCACGCCAAGCCAUCACUGUGCCAAUAACAGCAGUAAAAGAUGAGCUGGCACAGCUUGUUCUGGACUUGCGUAGUGGAGGUGCCCUGUCCUGGAAUUCUGCAGUGGUGUUGUUCCACCAACAGCGUCAGCCAGUUAAGGAAUUACAGGCCAAUAUAGUUGAGGCAAUGACACGUAAUGAUGGUGGUUUGCCAAUUGUGCUCUCAUUCUUUGAACUGGCCGCAGAUCAAACAAGAAUGAUUGAAAAAGUACUGCAGCUGUUUCGUUCGAUAGCCCAUGAUAAACUCAGCAGCCAUAUAUUGGCAGUUGUUCCUGAAAACCUUGCAUCAGUCAUACUUCAUCAGGCUAAAGAGCAAAGAUUAAUGACACCAUAUUACCAGUGGCUGCUCAUUGUGCCAGAUGUUAUGAAUCCCUAUGGUUUUAUUGACCUGUUGAAGGAUGGUAGCAAUGUUGCCUUUAUCUGUAACACUUCAAUCGAGAAGAAAGAUUGUUUGGAAGGCAUUUAUUGUCACAUAUCAGAAGUGGCUCACAGUUUUAUAGCUGCCCUGUCCCACACUAUACAGCAGGAGAAGAACAUUUCACAACAAGUGUCUGAAGAUGAAUGGGAUAUUCUACAGCCAUCAAAAAGGGAACACCAUGAUGCCAUUCUUGCAGCUCUUAUUGAACAGCUAGAUGUUAAAGGAAAAUGUGAUGCAUGUAGAAGAUGGACAAUCUUUGCAGCAGAAACUUGGGGAGUAGGUGCUGUUAGCUCACUUCCAGGAAUAGGUAUAUGGACUACUCGUCUGGGGACACAAUUAACAAACAAUUUGUUUCCACACAGUGCUUACAAAUUUUGUGGUCGUAACUUGCAAGUGCUCUCAUUUCAUAGUCCACCAUGGCAAAUUAUCCAUUACAAUGCCACACGAAGGGAGUUCCAAUAUGAGGGUGUCUUCUUCAAAGUUCUAAGUGUGCUGUCUGAGCGACUGAACUUCAGCUAUACAGUGAUGCAGCCAACAGACCACAAAGGAAAUAUUGCCAAUGAUACUGAUCUUGUUGGCUCUGAUGUGAUGGCUACACAGCAACAGAGUGAGAACGAGAAAUUAGAAGACUUAAAAAAAGAUAUAGUGCCAUGGGACCAUUUCAUAGAAACUGUAGCACAGAAGAGAGUUUUUAUUGGAGCAGCAGCAUUCAUCAUAAAUGAUGCUCGUAAACUGAAAGUGAAUUUUACUUUUCCUCUGGGUACUGUCACAUACACUUUCUUAUCUGCACGACCACGAGAGCUGAGUAGAGCUGGGCUCUUCAUACGUCCAUUUGGAAAUGAUACAUGGCUAUGUGUUGUGGCAUCAGUACUGAUGAUGGCAAUGUUAUUGUACUGGAUGAAUCGUCUAAGUGUGGUUCCCCAACUGAAAAAGGUCAAUGGUCUUGCAAAAAUGGUUAACUGCUUUUGGUACAUGUAUGGUGCCCUGUUACAGCAAGGUGGAGCAAACAUGCCAAAAGCAGACAGCAGUCGGUUAUUAGUAGGAACAUGGUGGCUUGUUGUCCUUGUCCUAGUUACAUCAUACAGUGGAAACUUGGUGGCUUUCCUUACAUUUCCAAUACUAGAAGCACCUUUGACAUCUGUUCGCCUUAUGCCAGGAAGGAUACUUUCUUGGGGUCUGAUAACUGGUUCUUCAUUGGAACAGUUACUAAAAACAUCGGAUGACCCGGAAUUGCACAAGCUGCACGAGGAUGCUGUGCAGCAUAAAGAACUGAAUGAAACUCUGUUGUCAAUGCUGGCAUCAGGUGAUCACAUCCUCCUCCACAGCCGUCUUACACUGCAGCGACUGACACGAAUUGACCUGCGCAAGUCUUCAGUGUGCCGCUUCAUGAUAGGUGAUGAAAAUUUUGUUGAAGAAGAAGUUGCUAUGAUUCUACCAAAGGACAGUCCAUACUUAGAGAUGAUAAAUGAAGAGAUAAGGCGGAUAAAGCAAUCAGGUCUUAUUGAAAAGUGGGAGGCUGACAGCAGACUCUCUGGGGAUCGCUGUACACAAAUAGCAUCUGCGUCUGAUGUUUCCAACCACAAAGUCAACAUGGCUGACAUGCAAGGAUGCUUCUUUGUACUUUUACUUGGAACUGCAGCAGCAUCCAUAACAAUAACUAUGGAACACAUAUUCCACUUGUAUACAAAAUCAAGAGAAAGAAGACUGGUCAAACCAUUUAUCAUCUGAUUGUGAUUGAAUAUCACUAACAUUACACACAGAAAGUAAAGUACUUAACAUCACACAGAGAAAAUAAGUUACUUCUGUAAAUUGUAUAUGUUCCACAUUCAUAGUGAUGAAAAUCAUGAUUUCCUGUCAGAAAGGUCACAGUUAAUAGUACCUGACAGAAAGUCAUAGAAAGAAACAAGUGAUAUCUGGGUAUUUCCCAAGUAAGAGUUAUAUGCCCUCCUGCAGUUUCUGAUCUGAUGUAUGAGGGCUAUUCAGAAAGUAGGGAACGUUUUGGCAUUAAAAUAAAAAAAAAAAGG
Schistocerca nitens (vagrant locust) is the source of this 2581-nucleotide messenger RNA. It is a transcript of the gene Ir93a, whose product is annotated as ionotropic receptor 93a. Gene Ontology annotation, cellular component: membrane. The transcript is spliced from 17 exons. Lineage: Eukaryota; Metazoa; Arthropoda; Insecta; Orthoptera; Acrididae. Bases 66 to 2285 code for a protein of 739 amino acids. The record is from RefSeq and is a predicted model, not a curated record. Gene Ontology annotation, molecular function: ligand-gated monoatomic ion channel activity.